AUGGCAAAGAAAUCUGUGUCAGUGAAAUUCAGUGCAUCAAACCACGAAGGCAAACCAGACAAUUCCGUUCAACUGCUUCAUUGCUGCUGCUCAUUUCUCGUCGCUGCUACUGCUGUUCGUUUCUCUCUCUCAUUCUUCCUCGUCGUUGCUGCUGCUGCUUCUCUUUACAUUGUCUGUGUUUCGGAAAAAAAGAAGGCUUUCAAUUUUGUUGAUGUUUUCCAACAACUGAGGUUACUUGUUGCAAUAAUGGCUCCAGUUAAAAGAAAGGGAGAGAAACCAACGGAGGGAGAAACAAAUCUAGAAGAAAGAGUUAGUGAAACUGGGGCUUUAGAAAGAGAGGAAACCCACGAAACCCCUCAAGUAGAAGUUUCUGUUGGGCAUGAAAAAGAAAGAGAUAAAAAUGAACAAAGUGAAGAAAAACAAGAAGAUAAAGAAAAUGAAGUAGAUGAAGGAGAUGAUGAAGUAGACAAAGAUGAAGAAACUAGAGAAGAAACUGAAGAAGAUAAUGAAAAUUUUGCUGAAGGAAAUGAAGAAAAUGACGAAGGAGAUGAAGAAGAAGUAGAUGAAGAAGAAUGA
Lycium barbarum (goji berry) is the source of this 576-nucleotide messenger RNA. RefSeq lists its product as uncharacterized. NCBI's taxonomy places the organism in Eukaryota, Viridiplantae, Streptophyta, Magnoliopsida, Solanales, Solanaceae. Bases 1 to 576 code for a protein of 191 amino acids. The transcript has 5 exons. The record is from RefSeq and is a predicted model, not a curated record.